UCAGGGCUGAUCCCAGUCGGAGCUGAUACUGGUCAGAGAUUGGAUCCCGGUCAGAGAUCGGAUACUGGAUCCCAGUCGGAGCUGAUCCUGGUCAGAGCUAAUCCCGGCUGGUGCUCGGUGAUUGUCCCAGACCCAGUGGUGGAGCUUUUCAGGGAAGUGCGGAUAAUGAAGUGUUUGAACCACCCGAAUAUCGUGAAGUUAUUCGAGGUGAUAGAGACAGAGAAAACCCUCUACUUGAUCAUGGAGUAUGCAAGCGGAGGUGAAGUGUUUGACUACCUCGUGUCACAUGGGCGGAUGAAGGAGAAGGAAGCCAGAGCCAAGUUCCGCCAGAUUGUCUCUGCUGUACAGUACUGUCACCAGAGGAACAUUGUCCACCGGGAUCUGAAGGCAGAGAACCUCCUGUUGGAUGGUGACUGUAACAUUAAAAUCGCUGACUUUGGCUUCAGUAAUGAGUUCACGUUUGGGAACAAGUUGGACACGUUCUGCGGGAGCCCCCCGUACGCUGCCCCCGAGCUCUUCCAGGGCAAAAAAUACGACGGACCCGAGGUGGACAUCUGGAGCCUGGGGGUCAUCCUGUACACACUGGUCAGCGGCUCACUGCCCUUCGACGGCCAGAACCUCAAGGAGCUGAGGGAGCGAGUGUUGAGGGGGAAAUAUCGAGUGCCCUUCUACAUGUCCACGGACUGUGAAAACAUCCUGAAACGCUUCCUUGUCCUCAACCCAGCCAAGCGAGGAACCCUGGAGCAAAUCAUGAAGGACAAGUGGAUAAACGUCGGGUGUGACGGUGAGGAACUCCGACCGUACGUGGAGCCAGAGCAGGACCUGGGCGACAACAAACGCAUAGAAGUGAUGAUCGGAAUGGGGUACACGAGGGAGGAGAUUAAAGAAGCCCUGAGCAGGCACAUGUACAACGAGGUCACUGGCACCUACCUUCUGCUGGGCAGGAACAAAAGCGAGAUGGACAGCGCCGACUCACAUUCGGGCAGCAGCCUCUCGCUGGCCAAGGUGCGGCCGAGCAACGAGCUAAACACCAGCACCGUGAGCCAGAGCUCAACACACAGCAGGAGCCAACGCAGCUCAUCCACCUACCACCGGCAGCGCCGCCACAGUGACUUCAGUGGACCAGCUGCCCUCCCCUCUCACACCAAGCGGAGUCAGACGAGUGCGGCCGCGGCAGCGGCGGUGGUGGAUGGUGAGCUGAAGGAGGAGCGCACUCCGUCCCGGAAAGGGGCGUCCAGCGGCCGGGCUGGUGUCCCUCCGUCCAGCCCCAUGGUCAGCAACGCCAGCAAUCCCAACAAGGCUGAGAUCCCGGACCGCAGGAAGGUGACCGGUCCCGCCAACAACAAUAUCCCAGCCAGUGCCAUGAGCAGGAGGAACACAUACGUCUGCACUGACCGGACUCCCAAUGACAGACAGUCCCUCCUUCAGAACGGGAAGGAGAACAGCUCUGCGAUGACCCGCACCACUCCAGCCUCGCCCUCCACCCACAGUAUCGCGGCCUCCACCGACCGCACCCGGUUCCCGAGGGGCACCUCCAGCCGGAGCACCUUCCACGGGGGGCAGUUGAGGGACCGACGGGGGGCGGCUCAGAACAGCAGCUCACCCACCUCGCCCACCCUCUCGCCCGACGCCACGCCUUUGCCCCAAACCCGGAGCCGGGCCUCCUCGAACCUUUUCUCCAAACUCACCUCAAAGUUGACCAGAAGGGUCGCAGACGAACCUGAGAGAAACUGGAGAUCUGAGGUCACAAGUUGCAAUGUAUCUUGGAAUCAGAAAGAAACCAAACCCCGGACGAUCCGACUUACCUGGAAUAUAAAGAUCACCAGUUCACAGGACCCGCGGGAGAUGAUUAACCUGAUCUGUAAGGUCCUGGCAAAGAAUGGCUGUGUGUAUCAGCAACACGAACCUUUCCUCUUAGCGUGUUCCCACGGCAGAGAGGCCAGUGAACACUUUGUCCAGUGGGAGAUCGAGGUGUGUCGGCUGCCGAGUCUCUCCGUCAACGGCGUGCGCUUCAAGAGGACGUCGGGAACUUUCUUAUCCUUUCGGAACAUUGUGACCAAAAUCACCAGUGAAUUAAAGCUCUAGGGCCCCCAGGGCGACCGUUCACCCCCACCCCUCCCCCAAAAAACACCCACCGGCGAGGGGGGAGAUUUCCGUCUCCGUCUGUAACGUUUCCCCCACUCCAGCCCACCAACUUUUUUACCCCCCAACCCCGGCAUCGAGCGGCAAACGGAACGUUCCUUUCCCCGUGUCUCAGCCUCCAGGAUUCCGUGACAGGGUCAUAGGUGAGGCACCCCACCGACCCCCCCACCCCAGAACAGUCAGUCUUUUCCAGCUGUCAGUGGCUUCCAUUUCUGAUCUCCCCCACCCCCACCUAACCACCACCAUCAGGGGCAGGACGGCUGACCCGUUUCCCCUCCCCUCAUUCCCCACCGUCAGGGGCAGGACGGGUGAAAUGGAUUCCCUCCCACCCACCCACCCCCAGCUCUUGCAGGAAUCUGGGUUCAGUUUAGUUCCUGACCCUCACACCUUGGGGGGGGGGGGGGGUGGUUUGUGUAAAUGAGGAGA
Hemiscyllium ocellatum (epaulette shark) is the source of this 2568-nucleotide messenger RNA. RefSeq names its product MAP/microtubule affinity-regulating kinase 3-like. The annotation marks the transcript as partial. Gene Ontology annotation, cellular component: cytoplasm. Gene Ontology annotation, molecular function: tau-protein kinase activity; protein serine/threonine kinase activity; ATP binding. NCBI's taxonomy places the organism in Eukaryota, Metazoa, Chordata, Chondrichthyes, Orectolobiformes, Hemiscylliidae. The transcript is spliced from 15 exons. The record is from RefSeq and is a predicted model, not a curated record. Gene Ontology annotation, biological process: microtubule cytoskeleton organization; protein phosphorylation; intracellular signal transduction.